Molecule: messenger RNA, 1188 nt
Organism: Lizanozyma spartinae
Lineage: Eukaryota; Fungi; Ascomycota; Pichiomycetes; Serinales; Debaryomycetaceae
Gene: ILV5
Product: ketol-acid reductoisomerase
Exons: 1
Coding region: 1-1188 (395 amino acids)
Biological process (GO): L-valine biosynthetic process
Cellular component (GO): mitochondrion
Molecular function (GO): ketol-acid reductoisomerase activity
Source: RefSeq, a predicted model, not a curated record
AUGUCUUUCAGAACUGCAUCUAUUAGAUUGGCUAGAACUGCUGCCUCCAAGGCUAUUUCUAAGCGUGCUUUGUCCGCUUUGGCCACUGCUGCCAGACCAACCAUUGCUAAGCAAUCCAUGGCUCCUUUAGCCACCAGAGGUCUUAAGACUAUUAACUUUGGUGGUACUGAAGAAGUUGUCCACGAAAGAGCUGACUGGCCAAGAGAGAAGUUGUUGGAAUACUUCAAGAACGAUACUUUGGCUUUAAUUGGUUACGGUUCUCAAGGUUACGGUCAAGGUUUGAACUUGAGAGACAAUGGUUUAAACGUUAUCAUUGGUGUUAGAAAGAACGGUGCUUCUUGGAAGGCUGCUAUUGAAGAUGGUUGGGUUCCAGGUGAAAACUUGUUUGAUGUUACUGAAGCUAUCAACAAGGGUACUAUCAUCAUGAACUUGCUUUCUGAUGCUGCUCAAUCUGAAACUUGGUCUACUAUCAAGCCUUUGUUGACUGAAGGUAAGACCUUGUACUUCUCCCACGGUUUCUCUCCAGUCUUCAAGGACUUGACUCACGUUGAAACCCCAACCAACAUUGAUGUCAUCUUGGCUGCUCCAAAGGGUUCCGGUAGAACCGUCAGAUCCUUGUUCAAGGAGGGUAGAGGUAUUAACUCUUCAUACGCUGUCUGGAAUGAUGUUACCGGUAAGGCUGAAGAAAAGGCUAUUGCCAUGGCUGUUGCCAUUGGUUCUGGUUACGUUUACCAAACCACUUUUGAAAGAGAAGUCAACUCUGAUUUGUAUGGUGAAAGAGGUUGUUUGAUGGGUGGUAUCCACGGUAUGUUCUUGGCUCAAUACGAAGUUUUGAGAGAAAACGGCCACACCCCCUCUGAAGCUUUCAAUGAAACCGUUGAAGAAGCCACCCAAUCAUUAUACCCAUUGGUUGGUAAGUACGGUAUGGAUUACAUGUACGAUGCUUGUUCUACCACAGCUAGAAGAGGUGCUUUGGACUGGUACCCAAGAUUCAAGGAUGCCUUGAAGCCAGUUUUCGCCGAAUUGUACGAAUCUGUCAAGAACGGUUCCGAAACCCAAAGAUCUUUGGACUUCAACUCUCAAGCUGACUACAGAGAAAGAUUGGAAGAAGAAUUGGAAGUCAUCAGAAACAUGGAAAUCUGGAAGGUUGGUAAGGAAGUCAGAAAGUUGAGACCUGAAAACAACUAA